AUGAUCUGCAGUUAUCCCAACUCGCAUUCAGACAUGAAUUUGCUGGAUACUUCCAAGAUUAUUGGAGACUGGGGCUGGCUCAUUUAUCCUUCCCAUGGGUGGGACUCCAUCAACGAGAUGGACCAAUUCUUCCAGCCCAUCCACACCUACCAGGUGUGCAACGUCAUGACGGCCAACCAGAACAACUGGCUGAGGACCAGCUGGAUUCAGCGGCACGGCGCCCACCGGGUUUAUGCCGAGAUCCGCUUCACCCUGCGGGAUUGCAACAGCAUGCCCGGCGUCUCAGGCACCUGCAAAGAGACCUUUAACCUCUACUACCUCCAAUCCGACCGGGAUCUGGGCAGCACCACCCGCGAGAGCCAGUUUGUCAAGAUCGACACCAUCGCGGCCGACGAGAGUUUCACCAACGUGGACCUCGGGGUCCGGCGGCUGAAGCUGAACACCGAAGUCCGGGGGGUGGGACCCCUGACCAAGCGGGGUUUCUACCUGGCCUUCCAGGACAUCGGCGCCUGCAUCGCCGUCGUCUCCGUCCGCGUCUAUUACAAGAAGUGUCCCGCCAUGGUCCGGAACCUGGCGGCUUUCUCUGAAGCGGUCACGGGGGCAGAUUCCUCCUCCCUGGUGGAGGUGCGGGGGGAGUGCGUUGUGCACUCAGAGGAGAGGGACACCCCUAAAAUGUACUGCAGCGCGGAGGGCGAGUGGCUGGUGCCCAUCGGGAAGUGUGUCUGCAGCGCUGGGUACGAAGAGCGGAAGGACGCGUGUUCAGCCUGCCAAGUGGGGUUUUAUAAAUCUUCCCCCGGGGACCAGCUCUGCGCCCGCUGCCCUGCCAACAGCUACUCCGACAACCUGGCGGCACAGGUGUGUCGCUGUGAACACACCUUUUACCGGGCGCCCCAGGACCCGCCUUCCGCCGCCUGCACGC
Messenger RNA from Pseudonaja textilis, 919 nucleotides. The record is from RefSeq and is a predicted model, not a curated record. Lineage: Eukaryota; Metazoa; Chordata; Lepidosauria; Squamata; Elapidae.